UUAAGCCCAAUAUCUGUGGGUGUCAAUGGGGUUAUAAAAUGUCAUCAGAUAAUGUAUGUCAACCUGUUUGUAAAAACGACUGUCCUCAACAUGCCACUUGUAGUGAACCCAAUAGAUGUACCUGCAACAAAGGCUAUAAGCUGCUAGAGCUAGAAUGUCUACCAGUUUGCGAGAAAGCCUGUCCAGAACAUGCCAGCUGUAGUGAGCCCAAUAAAUGCCAAUGUGAGGCUGGUUAUCAAAUGUCAGCAGAAAAUGUGUGCCAACCUAUUUGUGAAAACGAAUGUCCUCAACAUGCCACUUGUAGUGAACCUAAUAAAUGCACCUGCAACAAAGGCUAUGAGCUGCUAGAGCAACAAUGUCAACCGGUUUGUGAGAAAGCCUGUCCAGAACAUGCCAGCUGUAGUGAGCCCAAUAAAUGUCAAUGUGAAGCUGGUUAUCAAUUGAAAUUAUCCUCCAUAUAUAAUCUAUUCUGUGAACCGGUUUGUCAAGCCAACUGUACCACAUUUGGUAAAUGUGUACAGCCCAAUAUAUGCGAAUGUUUAGAAGGUUGAAUGGAUGAGCUGGAGGUAUGUCAACCGAUUUGUAGUAAAGGCUGUAAAAAUGGUUUAUGUUUUCAACCUGAAAUCUGUAUCUGUAAUCCGGGCUAUUUAAUGGGUCCGCAAGAAGAAUGUGAACCAUUCUGUUCGUUGCACUGUCAAAAUGGUUCUUGCAUUGAGCCAGAAAUAUGUCAGUGUCAUGAGGGUUAUAAAUUCAAAAAUAACUCUAUAAAUAUAUGUGAACCCCUAUGUGAUCCUCCGUGUAUAAAUGGUAUUUGUGUGGCACCAAAUGUUUGUAUAUGCCAUGAAAAUUAUGAACCCACAACAACUGAAAAGGGACUAAACCAUCACAAUUGUCAAGUAUUAGCCAGCACCACUAUUACUACUACAAUACAACCGGAAUACGAAACCAGCACCCACCAACCAGAGUCUACCACUCACACAUUAACUACCCUAACAGCACUAGAUCUCACCAGCACCCUAAAUCCCGAUCAAUUAAGACAAACUUCAGCCAGCACCUUAGUCUCGGCCGAUAUAUGCAAUGCUCGUUGCCAUUGUUGGCAAGAGUUUGAUGAAUAUGGUCCUUUGGUAACAAAGCAAUGUGUACGUUUAUGUGUAGAUGCCUUUGACAAACCCUGUCUAGAUUUAAAUCGUUGUCAAUGUGAUGACGCCAAAAAUCAUCUAAUCUGUCACGAUUCGGAUGAUUCCAUGGAACAGGACGACGAUCCCCUUUUCUAUAUGUGUAAUCUAGAACGUUUUCAAGCUACUACCUUUAAACCGCUAAACGAUGGCGUAAGUAGUGACAUGAAAAGUGUACAACCGGAAACAGAGUCAAGAUUUCCUUGGUGGUGGCCCGCCACAGCGGCAGUUUUCGUUGUUCUAAAGUGUAAUUGGGGGAUUGUUAUAUCAAAUUCCACACAAAUGUUAACAACAAAGCUUAGACUAGGGCAGUGGACUAAACAUUUAAGUUUUUUAGUAUUUAUAUGUUUAGUAGCAAAUCAGGUCCAUAGAGUACAACCGGAAACAGAUGAUGUCGAUUAUGAUAUUUCGGAUACUUAUAUAGUGCAACGUCCUCCCUACAAAAUGGAUCCAACCUAUAGAAAUCCCUAUAAACCAGUUAGUAAACAUACACAACGCAAAAACAAACCGCGACAUUUUGCCAGCACUACCGAAUCGCUGUGUGUGAGAAAUUUGAAGAAGAAAAAGGCCGAAGAGGAAAGAGAAAAUCCACCCAAAAAGGUGGUGAUAAGUGGUAAUCGUUGGCAUGGACCGGUACAAUACGGUGAAUAUAUGUGGAAAACUAAAAAGCAAGAAAAACGUACUAAUAGAUUAAGACCUAUAUCGCAGAUUGAGAGAAAGUUGCAUAAGUGCUAUAAAUGGGUUAACUCCAAGGAACUUAAACAGUAUGAAUGGCCAGCCAUUAUACAAACUAUAGAAAGUAAAGAUUUAUAUCAUAUCGAAAUUUGUUGUCCCGAUUUUGGACCUAUACGUUAUAUGGGCAAUACUUUAUGUCGUCCAUUUUGUUCAAAUUGUCGCAAUGGUGAUUGUAUUGCGCCUGAAAAGUGUCGUUGUUUCGAUGGCUUCGUUUUGACUGAUAACGAAGAGUGUGUCUUCACAUGCCCCAUUUCCUGUUUAAAUGGUCGCUGCAAUUUAUUAAAGAACACUUGUUUGUGCAAUAAUGGCUACAAGUUGGAUGAGACUAAACAAUUCUGCCGGCCGAUUUGUCGUUCCGGCUGUGGUGCUAAUCCUUUGCACAAUUGUACUGCCCCUGAGGUCUGUGGUUGUGUGAAGGGUUAUUCAUUGACCGACAAUGAUUGCCAGCCUAUAGCAAGGGGAUGAAGAGUUUUUAGAUUUUUGUAAAAAGUCUUUAAUAAAUUAAAAUUAUACUCCCGAAA
Messenger RNA from Lucilia sericata (common green bottle fly), 2431 nucleotides. RefSeq lists its product as uncharacterized. Lineage: Eukaryota; Metazoa; Arthropoda; Insecta; Diptera; Calliphoridae. The record is from RefSeq and is a predicted model, not a curated record.